Toxoplasma gondii ME49 is the source of this 3158-nucleotide messenger RNA. RefSeq names its product BTB/POZ domain-containing protein. The coding region runs from base 758 to 1831 and encodes 357 amino acids. Gene Ontology annotation, molecular function: ubiquitin protein ligase binding. The record is from RefSeq and is a predicted model, not a curated record. Gene Ontology annotation, cellular component: cytoplasm. Gene Ontology annotation, biological process: proteasome-mediated ubiquitin-dependent protein catabolic process; regulation of proteolysis. Lineage: Eukaryota; Apicomplexa; Conoidasida; Eucoccidiorida; Sarcocystidae. The transcript is spliced from 8 exons.
GUUAGUGACAUCGAUUAGAUAAACAGACCUAUAGGGUUCAUACCAAGGAGAACUUGGGUAGAAGAAAAAGAUUCACCUGGGCCGCACGGCAUGUUCUGAACAUCUCCAAAAAUAACAGGAUUUUGCCCGGUAAACGAACUGUCGGACCGGCUUAAGGGUAGCUCUAUCUAUAUCGUUGUGAGGCCUCCAGUUUUUGCCUUUCACAUUCAGCGGUGCCUCGCCACUUCGGCGGCUCUACGUGAGAGCCCUGGGUGGCUGUGGUUGGGACUUGAACUGUUCGGGUCAUCGGCGGACGGGGAGUGUUGUAUCCGCCAACAGUUUAUAACCGGGCACCCAGCUACAGAUUUGUAUUCCUGCGUGUCAGUCAAAGUUUGUCUGUUUAUUAACUUGUUUGAGUGAAUUUUUCGCCGGAUGUGUUGUCGCUGCACUUUUUGUUUUGUUGUUGUGAGUCGCCAGUGGCUUCGGGCUCAUAAAGCAGUGCCCUGGUGUUCGCUAGGAACUGGCAGUCCAAAAGGCCACCAUAUUAGAAUUUGUUGGUAUCAGUAGCCAGCAUCGUUUCAAAGCUAGGUCAAUCUGCGUGUCAGUGUCUCACGGAUCGACUCUGCUGUACUCUGGUUUGUGUAGAGGUUUUUGCUGCUGCAGAAAACAGCACGCAAAGACGCCUCGCACGUUCUAAUUGCUUGAAAAUCGUAUGCACAGUCUCGCUGCCUAGCGAGAAGCGGUCCCAUUAACACUUUCUCCGUGAUCAGUCGCACAAAUGGAAGCCGUGACGACGAAGAUGCACUGGGAGACAGUUACAUACACCUGGGAAGUGAAAGAUUUUGUCGACCUUCGAGAAAUGGCUCAGAAUGAACUGACUGAUGGAUGCACCCGACUAGAGAGCACAACAUUCCACGACUUCGCGCUCUGGCUUUUCCCAAACGGACAGAAACAACACAGCUCGGUUAACAGCAUCGAUAUCUCUCUCAUGUAUCGCGGUUCUAAGGAUUUCGUCGUCGCAAAGUGGUCUGCUUGCUUUCUCGAUGAAGAAGACCAGCCAGUUCCGCGAACGCGCCUCGGUGACCCGUUGAAAAAGUACUUCCGUGGUGGAGACGGACGCAGGUUUUCAUACUCCCCAAGCGACGCCAGCAUACAAAAAUGGCUAGUCGACGGUGCUCUUCGGGUGAAAUGCGAGGUGCAAAUAGCAAUGGAACUCACUUCAUCAAGACCGCUAAGAGGCAGCGGCAAGACGGCAGAUAAUUCUUUCAAGCAAGAUAUCGUCAAGUACUGCGAGAGGGAUGAGACACGUGAUGUUUCUAUAAAUUGCGGGAAAGAAGUCUACAGAGCUUCCCGUUUCAUGCUUGCCGCCCGCUCAGAGGUGCUCCAGGCAAUGCUUGAAGGCAAAUUCAAAGAGGCUUCUGAAUCGGAAAUCAAUUUUGAAGAGUUGUCUCCGCAUAUCGCCAAGCAGAUCUUAGACUUUAUCCACUACGAUCGCUGUUCCCUGUUGGAAGGGUCACCGAAGGCAGGCAAGGAUGGCGACAAAAGGAAAAGGAUUCAUGAUAUCCUGCAACUGUUCGCUGCGGCCGACAAGUACGAUAUAAAGGGCCUGGGGGACCUAUGCCAGGAUGCUUUGAUUCAAAACAUGGAUCAUUAUACCAUCGCCGACAUCAUGGUUUUCGCUGAGCAGAUCAGUUCUCAGAAGCUGCUACAGGCCGGCCAAACCUACUUGCAAUAUACAAACGCUUGGACACUGUGGCAAGCUCUACGUGGUUCUGCUUCAACCACUCCAGUAUCUGUUACUACGAACUUCCGUCUGAUGGAAGCGCCAACAAAGGAAGUGAAGCAAGUGUGAAUUUUCCUUCGAGAAAUGAUUCACAAGAUAUUCUGCCAUGACAAUGAAUUCGUAUGACACCCGUGGUGUCAGUGGCCAUAUCGAAAGGAGCCUCGAUUUAUAUCCGAGGUGAUUUGCAAGCCGUCGAGGAAGUGCAAGGGGUUUGACAAAUUCCACACUACGGCUCAAGUUACACCAAUUCAACACGGUACAUAUAUACUGUUGUGCACGGUAAAAUGGACCACUCGAUUCAAUGACAGACCAAAGCCGUUUCACUGAAACACGCUAAGACUAGCGGACGUGCCAGAGUCAGGAGGAUACGCAUUCCAUAUUUUCUCGUCCAGCACGAAGAUGUAGAAGCUCAGCAAGCCUGAGAUGGCAACGCAGAAACCCCAGUAUGCCCGCAUCCCUGCCGGUGGCUGAGCGUGAAUUUCUUUUUGCAAUGAAUAGCGUUACUCGUACCGUAGUAUGCGUAGACGGGCAGGCCGACAAACUGAGAGAGACCUGCGACAGCGAAGAAGAGUGCGCCGUUCAAGCCUAAAGUGGAACCAACUGCUGAUGGUUCAACUCGUUUCGUCAUCUGCGAUGUAGCGCAGAUGUAUCUGGAAAGGAGUGUGACCGUCUCAGACAGUAAUCAGUGCUGCAUAUGCCCUACAGCACUGCUCCAGCACACACUGAUGAACAUAGGACACACUAUAGUAACUCGAGGAGCCUACGAUCAUGGCAGUGGGACUUACGCGGCGCGAGAAGGAGAAGAACGAUCAUGAAUAACGAGCUGGGUCCGACUAAAAAAAGCCUGAGUGAUGCUUUUGGUGAGAUAUCAUCUUUGCUGAAGCGAAGAACAGACGAACAGUAAGAAGCCAACGAAAGCAACGGGGACCGAGUAUCUCUCGCACGAGACAUCACCUGGUGUUGAAAAAACGCAGCUAUUAUGUCGUGCCGAAGUUUCGCUUAUUGUAGUUUACCGAAUCGUGAUGCAAGUGCAGGCGCUAGAAGACCUGGAUCAAUGGAAGAGCUCGCUGGUACGGUGAAAACGAUCGAAACGCCGCAGAUACCGUACCCUCAGCGGCUGGCAGUGCACCACGAAUGAGUUAACAACUUGGCAAGUCAUAAAUGCACCUUCGUACCAAAUGUCAUCAUGCCGAUCAUCGUGACUAAGUAGUUCGUCUGAGUCGGCUGUACCAGGACAGAGAUUCACCAGCUGCUAAGUUGGAAGAAGUCCAGUUUUUUUUACUGUGAGUCCUGCAGUUCCCGUUUUUGUAUCGUCUCCUCACUACACUUCACGAGAUCGUUUUGCUCACCGAACUGGUCGACGGCGACAGCUGUGAAUGCGAAUCGUGUCAUAAGA